AUGAAUCGAAAUAUACCGAUUGGGAAUAAAAUCUGUGCCACAAAGGAAAUAUUUUAAAACUAGGUAAUAUUGAAUCAACAUCUCUUAACUAUGAGACCAUAGAUUAAUACAAGUGCUCCAAAAUAAUAUGACUUUCUUAAGAAUAAGAAAAUUAAGGAGGCUAUCAAAUCAUAAAAGCAAUAGGAAAUUGAAAGGGAAAAUCAAAAUCUCGUUUCCAAAAUAAACAAUAUUGUCAAACAAUCACAGAGUAAUUUAUUUAUCUUAUUUUAUGUUCGCAGAUAGCUCAAUUUCUACUCUUCCAAUCAACAAAUCUAGUACAUUGAAUUUCGUUCCCAAAAAGUCUCUAAAUAAAGAUCAUAGGAAAAAGGAAUUGAUUAACAUUGUUAUGGAAAAUUAGCAGUUAUUGAAGAGAAUAUAAGACUAAAAGUCGCAGUACAACGUUAAAGAUUGGAAUGAAGAAAGAAAAUGGGUUGAACAACACAUUGCCAACAUAUCAGAGUACCCUUAUAAGAAUUUCAAACCUACUAAGACUUUAGUUCAAUAUUGGACCAACUCCAGAGUUAGUGAGUCAUAAUUAUAGAGUAUAUUUUUUAAAUAUUAUAUCUUAGAGAGAGAAAAUUGUAUAAGCAAAAAAUUGGAUCCUCUGGGUGAAAGCAAAAGUCAAUAAACAAAGUACUGAGUAUUAUAUAUUCAUUAAGAAAAAGAACAAGAUAGGACAAUAAUAUAGAAUCUAGAUAACUCUUAUUUCAUUAAGACUUUUAAUAUAGGUAGAGCUUAUUUGAAUCUGAUUUUUAACCUUAUGAGCCAUACGAAGAUAAAGUUACCAAAAUUGUUAAUGAAUUGAUCGAAAAACCCUAGAAUUCCCAAGAAAAAGUAGAAAACAAAGAACAAACCAACGAAUAAUAAGAAAUUUCUCUUUAAGAACAGGGUGAAUAGAUUUAGUAGGAAAAUAUCGAAUCAAGUUAGUAAAAGAAUGAAUAAAUGGAAAAUAAAUAAUAAGAACAACUCAAUUAAGAGACAAUUAAUAAGGAUCACAGUCAAAAUUUAUAAUAAAAUUCUCAAAGGAAAUCAAUCGAUGAAACAAAUUAAUAAGAAAAUCAACCUCUCAAUUAAUUUCAUUAAAAUAAUCAAGAAAUUUAAACAAUAGAUUUUGAACAAUAGAAUGAUGAAAGAAAAGAUUAAUAGGAUGUUUAGGAGAUUUAGGAAUGA
This is a messenger RNA of Paramecium octaurelia, 1209 nucleotides long. The record is from the annotation of a GenBank genome assembly. NCBI's taxonomy places the organism in Eukaryota, Ciliophora, Oligohymenophorea, Peniculida, Parameciidae.